[Torrubiella] hemipterigena is the source of this 2244-nucleotide messenger RNA. NCBI's taxonomy places the organism in Eukaryota, Fungi, Ascomycota, Sordariomycetes, Hypocreales, Clavicipitaceae. The record is from the annotation of a GenBank genome assembly.
AUGGGUCCUACAGUCGCGAUGAGGCCGAAGCUCAUGACGACCUUUGAGCCGAUCCCGGAGCAAUAUCCUAUCCGCGAGUACCGUGGUGUUGAGCAACAAAGACCAAACAAGAUUAGCAAGCCCGCGCUUCGAACCAUGACCACGCAAUCGUCGCCAGUCCGUUCUGUUCCUGCAACAACGUCGGCAUAUCCAAUGUAUCCUGGACUGCAGAUCAGCACUGCUACACCGCCGCGAAAGACCGAGUCGAAACCUAUGGUUCUUAACCGACCCCGAAAGCUUGCUGGUACUUCUGCCUCUGGGGCUCAGUACGGACCAAUUCGAGACCGAAAGAUGAGCCUCUCGUCCAACUGGAGCGGAGCGGAUCGAAAUGAACAACUCGAUGCCCAAGCCUGGGCCCAGCAGAUCCUCAGACGGCCGUCUGCUGCCGGUUCGAUAGUGUCGAAUCGCCCGGCAUCUCGCGGUCUCCAGCCCAACGAGUUAUUUGCAACGCUACCAGACGAGAUCCUCGACACGAUUCUCGAGAACUUGAAGGAUUUGCAUCUUGCACCUAACAGUGACAGCUGUGCCACCUGCUGGAUGAGAGAUCUCUGUAGUCUAGCAGUCACAUCGCGCCGCUGGUGUAAAGUAGCCCGAUUCUCCAUGUACCGGGACAUACAGCUUGUUGGCCCAGACUCUGCCUCACACAAGAAGCGAUUCAAGAUGGCCCAAGGCUGCCGAAUGACACUCCUUCGACGCACUCUUCGCGAGAACCAGCGCCUAGCCGCCCUGGUGCGCACACUCAAAGUCCCUAUUCUCGAUACCGGUCUUGCAUCAGCCAUAUUCGCUCGAGGAGACGGCUCUCCCAUCGAACAGUACGACAACAAGGUGGCGGCGCUUGUCAUGGCAUGCCCCAACUUGGAGCGCCUUGCUGGCCCAAUAACCAGCUACGACCACUCAUUCCACCGCAUCUUCCAUGCCUUGUCUACACGGACAAAGCUUAAGUCCAUGGACUGGCGAAUAGAAGCCAUCGCCGGCCCAGAAGGCUGCAGACCCGACUCGUCAUGCAGCGCUGCAGCCCUGCCGGCAGAGCUCACCAGCGCCCAGGCGACAGUCUUCCUCGACCACCACCGCGGCUGGACAAAUCUACAAACAUUAUCCAUCCACUGUCUCCCUGGUGCUUCACUUGCACAGGGCCACCUCCUUGAGCGCACCCUCACCUGCCUCCCCUCGCUCAAACACCUCCAUCUAAGCUGCCUCCCCGCCAACACAUUCAACGAUAGUAAUCUCCUUUCUCUCCCCAAGCUUGAAACCCUUACUCUCUCGCACAUUGCCGGUAUUACCUCUGCUGGCCUCUCUUCUUUUGCUACCAAGCCUAAUAGUCAGCACUUGCGCGUCCUGCAUCUCCGCCACAGCCCGCUGACGGCUCUUCCCGCAUUGGCUCGCCUUUUCUCCCACCUUCACAAGCUCACCAACUUCUCUUUGGUCCAAGACUUUUCGCCAAUGAUGCCCGAAGAGGACUGCUUCAGCCUCUGGAUGAUGCCCUAUCUCGCCUCACCCAGCCUGGUCAAACUGCACUGGGACAUUACCUGCCACAUGCCCGGCAGUGUCAACGACGCCGAUGAUAUUCUGUCUCGCAGUAUUGCGGCCGGCGGUUUCCCCAAUAUUCGAAGCAUCCGCACACCAAACGAUGCCCGUGGUGCCUUCCAAGCACUCUGCAGACCUUUAGAGUACAUCGCCUCCGCUUCAGACCGCGUACUUCACACCGGCUCAAGCGCUGUCAGCCUGCGCUCAGCAUCGAGCUUGUCUUCAAAGUCUCCCAUAAAGAGCCUGUCACGCUCUGCCACAGUAGUUUCGCUCCCUACGACCUUUGCAACUCCUCCUCCACACGGCACAGACCUGCGUUCGGCACGAAUUGCCGCCCAGUCGCGCAUCAAUGCUGAGCGCCAGUUCAAACACCGCUUCCAAGUCAACGUAUUUGACGAGAAUGGCUCAGCAGUGGAAAACUUCACUAUGGGAGGCUACCUGGGUACCUUGGGCAGCCAAAUCGAGUACUGCUUGCAGCCGGAUCCAGGAUCCAGCGAUGACAAGGGUGGCUUGGUUGAUGUGCCUGACCUAGCUGCCGAUGGUGGCGAGUUCAUUGCUCCGGAAAAGGAGGGAUGCACUGGUAGCUGGAAUUGGCGCGAGGGCGUCAUUGCCGAUAGAAAGGAAAAGGAAAAAUGGUGGCAUACGGAACGCGGAAGAUGGCAAGAUCUUCGACUAGAAUAA